Messenger RNA from Orbilia oligospora ATCC 24927, 2505 nucleotides. RefSeq lists its product as uncharacterized. NCBI's taxonomy places the organism in Eukaryota, Fungi, Ascomycota, Orbiliomycetes, Orbiliales, Orbiliaceae. The transcript is spliced from 4 exons. The coding region runs from base 1 to 2505 and encodes 834 amino acids. The record is from RefSeq and is a predicted model, not a curated record.
AUGAGUAGCGGAAUAGGCGGAAAUGGCAUCCAGGAGGCAGACAUCCUGCCAGAGAUGGUGGGUGUCUUCAAGUAUCUUGGAGAACAUGCCCAGAAGGUAUACCAUGAAGGGUAUUUCCAGAAGUUGAAUGAUAUGAAUCCUGAUGGAACUGCUGUCACUAGCAGGGAGUGGACUGAUUGCUAUGCUCAGCUAAUUGGGACCGUUCUGACUAUCUGGGAUGAUAGAGCUAUUCAAGAAGAGGAGGAAAGGGCGAGGAGAGGGAUUCCACCGGAGGGAGGCGCCGUGAAACCAACCUUUUUGAAUCUUACGGAUGCUUCUAUGAAAAUGAUUGAUUCUCUCCCACAAAGAGCCGGAGGAACACCGUUACAGAACGUCCUUAGCUUAUCCACUGCUGGACGAAAUCGGUAUCUUCUACAUUUUGCUUCAGUGCCGGAGUUGACACAAUGGACAGCCGCCAUUCGAUUGGCUAUGUUCGAGCACAACUGUUUACAAGAAGCCUACACAGGGGCACUCAUCGCUGCCAAAGGAAGAUCACUGAACUCGAUUGGAACAAUUCUCGAACGUUCGAAGUUCAAGAUCGAAGAUUGGACAAGAGUCCGCUUCGGCGCCGGAACACCGUGGAAGCGGUAUUGGGCCGUUAUCACACCGCCCGAUGAAAAGUCAUUUCAGAAGGCUAAGAAAGUCGCCAGGAAGGCAUCGAAACAGGCCGGUGCACAGAUCCAAAUGGAGGUAAUCAUUGGUGACAUCAAGUUCUACGAAAAUAGUAAAGUCAAGAAGAAGACCAUACCGGUAGCCACCAUCAGCGGAGCCUUCGCCGCCUAUGCGGUAUACCCUGAGGCGAAGGCUUUGAUAGAUCAAAGCACUCUGGUAAAAAUCGAGGGUAACAUCGUGAUUCACUCCGACCCGCCUUUUACAAGCGAAGGAAUAGUUUUUAUGAUGCCGGAUCACCAUGCCGCUGUUACAGGGUUUGAGAUGAUGCUGAGAUUCUUGAUCCCGACUUAUGAUGUGUUCAACCUAUAUGGGCGACCCAACAGGCUAGCUGCUGACUCCAUCGAUCCUCGAAGCCUCAUGUUCGCAUUUCCCAGGGAGCCCAGACAGCCGUACAGGCUAUUAGAUCUCGCCGAUGUUGUGGGUGUUAUCAACGAGAAUGGGAGCAGUGGUUGGUCUGAGGCCGAGUGGAGAAGGAAAUUAAAGCAGACAACCUCUAAAGUCCAACUAAGCGGACGGCUUCAACGUGCUAGUCUAGCUAGCCCCAGCACGGCAAGCCUACCAGGCCAGAUGAAGAUUGGGUCCGCAGUUAGCUUUGAUGGCAAUACCGGAAGGAGCAGCUUUAAUACACAAAGACCUGGCUUGCCAACAAUACAAAGCUAUGGACAACAAAAUGGGGAAAUGGAGGGCCAUAGUGCACCCCCUCAGCUUUCGCGGCAAACCAGUCAUACGAGAAGCAUGUCAGAAGCACAGGCUCAGUUCUACCCACCCCAGCAAUCAGGGUACCCCGAUGCACCACAAGCGCCGCCACCACCGCCACCUGGUCAGGCAUAUGGCAAUCCACCAGCAGGAUACAUAUCCCCUCAGAAUACAGGAUAUCAGCAGCCUCAAGGAUCUGCCGCCCCGCUUCCCCAGAGCUACACAAACGGGUAUAGCGGCCCAAACUCACGACCGCCCUCCAGUCGGAGCCAGCGCAGCCAGAUGAGCGGAAGAAGCGGCCAUGGACAAAGCCCUCCUAACCAACAAAUGGGAUAUAGGCAACCAGGCCCUCCAGGAGGUCCACCUAGUGCCUUCCGUGGUGACCCUCGCGGGCCUGGCGGAUUUGAUCCCAAUCUUGGAAAUCGUCAACCACCACAACUCCAAACGGCUAAUCUUGCUAACACAUACCCUAUGCCGACAGCGUCCCCAAGCACUUCGCGAGGGCCACCGGUUCCAGCUCACUCUUUUUCACCAGUCGCGAAUGCUCGCGCUAUGUCUCGACUUUCUGUUGGAACACUUGAGAUGAUGCACGGUAAUAAUGCUGGGCCUAUUCCGGUCGAUUAUCAUGCGCAAGCCCAGUCACCAACACUUGGCUUCCCCGCCCAGGCCGAUGGCGCAACAGCCCAGAGAGCUAGGUCGUAUGGCUCAACUGACACCUCAACAGACUCUGAACUGUCUAGCGAUUCCGAUCUAGCUGCUCCUCGACCAGCGUAUACAACACAGGGCCACAGAACAAAUGGUAGCACGGCAUCGAUUACCCCAGCUACGGGGGCAAUCGCUUCUAGAAUUCCCAAGUCGAACGACCUUCACACCGACCCAAACGACUUUGACCUUUCCGACGAGCUUCGAAGGAAGCAGCUAGAGACAGCUGCUGCAGCUGCCACAAGGAACGGAGGACACCACGCCCCUUAUGGGCAGCACCCACUUCCUCCUCUACCGCCUAACGCAGACCAGCAGGGAUACCAGCAGGGAUAUGGUGGGAAUUACGCGAACGGAUAUGAUGGCAGUGCACAAAGUGUACGUGGAUAUUACCAGUAG